AACAGUUUUGUUAAUAUACAGAACCAUGACGGAGUAAGAAAGACCUGUCUGAAGAGUGUGUGGCCGUCUUUAUUGUGUGAGCGUGUGCCCUGGCGGAAGCGAGCGUCCACGGGCCUGAGUGUGCCUGAAGAGCUGGUGGGAGGUCCUUCACUAGCCUGUCCUCGCUCUAGACUCAAGAUAAAAGAAGUCCUCAAAGAGGCAGCUACGGGGCUCACCGAGCAUCUGAGCAAACUGGUGUCCGCGUUUGCCAUCAGUGCAUUUCACUGUACGUUUUUUGGGGGGUGCAGGUGUGUGCAUCACGGGGGAAGAACAGAGCCUGACGACUCGUACAUUUGCAUACCACAGCCGCGUGGCGUGUGACCUCGUGAGAACUGACAUCCUGAGGUUGCUGACGGAUCCCGGUUACCAGGGUCUGUUACUGGAAGAUGGCACUCUGUCUCAGGCAGUCUCUGCUGAAGCCACUCCCCCCGAGUUUACCGAACCCCGGGCCUGGCUAGUGUCUGAAUUAAGCAUAUUCUGUAAACCAGAGGAAAAUGUGCAAGCAACGAACGGUCCAAGUGAAGCCGAAGAAUUGCAGCUUCAGGUGAGGGGGCUCCCAGGGGAGAUGACCCUUCACUGCUCUCUGGGGAUGUGACCAAGCGUCUUCCUGUUCAGAACUGCCUCCUCUUGUUCACCUACCUCAUCUCAGAACCAGAAGCUGCCAGCAUGCUCUGUGUGAAUGCUCCUCCCCCCCAAAAAAAGCCCAAGAAAGAGGCGGUAGUGAGGUCUUUCAAGAGCUGAAAGGCCCAUGUACUGCUCUAGGCACGUCCACACUUCCAGUGGAUAAAACUAUGUCCCAAUUCUUCAGCGGGACUGAGAAAACAUUAAAGGAAACAUGAGCCAAAGUGGGCAAGCCUAAUCACGUGGGCGAGCCUUUACUGAACACAUCCGUGGGACCAGCCCACUGGAAAGAGGCAGAAGCAGUUAACCAAGCCAUCGCCAAUGAAUACGAAGUCCGGAGAAUACAUGUCUGGAUGUCACCGCACAGCCCUUUGGCUGGUGUGACAGAGCUAAGGAUCAGACAGAAAAAUGGGCCCACACCUAGCAGCUGAAACACUCAGUUUUAUCUCCAAAAAGUACUGUCUCUGUUGCCCGUCUUCUGGCUGCAAGACAAGACUGCUCAGAGCUUUUCAGGACAAGCAGUGGCUCUGUAAGAGGAAGGACCGCCUGUGCUGUCAGUAAGGUGUGGGCGGCUGGGUGCCUGACAGGGUGGCAGACCCAUCGACACUGACCCUCCACCCCCAGAUGCCAGCUUGGCAAAGAAGGCAAGAUGGUCCCAGCUGCAAGCAGGAGGCUGAAGAGGCGGGAGGGGUGGUUAUGAACAUUUCAUAUGGAGGACGAGGAGGUCAGAGGGAGGGGUGGCCGUGGUGCCUACGACCAUGGUGGCCGAGGGGGAGGGAGAGGAAAUAAGCAUCAAGGAGGCUGGACGGAUGGAGGGAGUGGAGGAGGAGGAGGAGGUGACCAAGAUGGUGGUUAUCAAGGUUCAGGUUUCCAGCUGGUGGCUACCAAGGCAGUGGUUAUGGUGGCUUCCGAACAUCUUCUUAGACAUAAAAUGAGUCAGCAGGGUGGUGGGUACCAGCAGGACACAGAUACCGAGAAGGCAGGCACCGUGGUGAUGGAGGUGGUGGUGGUGGAGGCCGAGGUGGUCAUCGAGGCCAGAGAAGAGGUUGGGAAGGAAGGAGGAGCCAAACUUAUCACCAAGGGGGUCAAGUUGAACAGCACUUCCGGCAUGGAGUUUAUCAGUACAGUCAUUCUGGGUUUGGACAGGGAAGACAUUAUACUGGCUGAAGCUACAGAGCCUUACAUUUGGCUAGAGCUCAAGUAAUAGAAACUUAGGUUUCAGAAUCCUGAAUCCAUCAUCCAUUUUGAAUUACUAUGAGACCACAGGGGGAAGGAAGGUGGAUUCCCGCUUGGUAUAAGCGUGUGCAGGUCUUCAUUCACUUCUAGGUUCGUUGGUUUGUUCUUGUCUUUUUGUUUUGUUUUGAAUGCACUGACAAUUCUGGUUAUCUGAGAAACACAUACAUCUCUCCUUUCUAUGGAAAAUUCUAAAAAGGUGAUUAAAAUCGCCUUUAAUUGACCAGUAGAGUGAUUCCACAGUCAGAACACACACAUUUUUUUGAAGACAUGACUUGAAUUAAGUAGCUUUCCAUAUGCAGUUUCGAAAAAUGAGGAUUGGUCUAGACUUUUUUGGAUUUACUACUAGGAAACUUCACUCAUACUAACAAUCCAUUUAUAUGUGUUUUGCUUACAGUAUUCUCAAGCCUCUUUUGGAGUUGGCGUAAUGGCUAUGUCACUGGACUCCCACGUAGUUGACUGCAAUUCGCCAGGCACGUGUGCGUGCAUGCCCUAAGGAUUAUUUACUGAAUGCCAUGUAAGACCAACUGCCUAGACAUAACAGAGAAAUCAACGACCUAAAUAAAUACUGAGGGUAUGCCAUAGUCACAGAUCUGAAUGCUCAGUAUUACAAUCCAAUUAAAAAUAUCAGUAGGUUUUUUGGUUAAAGUUGAUAGGCUGAUUCUAACAUUAUAUGGAACUACAUACGGUCUAGCACAGCCAAGAGAUUUUGAAGAAAAAACAAAGUUAGAAGAACAACAUUACCUAAUUUUAGCAUUGACUAUAAAGCUGGGGCCAGCAUGUGGAGGUAGUGGCUAAGGCACUCGACUCCCAGAUAACCCACCAUGG
Molecule: messenger RNA, 2721 nt
Organism: Tupaia belangeri chinensis (Chinese tree shrew)
Lineage: Eukaryota; Metazoa; Chordata; Mammalia; Scandentia; Tupaiidae
Product: putative H/ACA ribonucleoprotein complex subunit 1-like protein
Exons: 1
Coding region: 1370-1864 (164 amino acids)
Source: RefSeq, a predicted model, not a curated record